AUGAAGGAAAUGCGUGAAAGGGGUCAUCAAAACGAUUCUAAUAUGUAUCAACAAUAUGACCAGAAGUUAGCUCAAGAUCUGAAUGGACGGAACCCGAUUCAAUCGAAUGUUGUGAGUAGAAAUCUUUGGCAAAACUAUUCCCAGAACCAUCACGCAUAUUCCCAAAGACAACAUAUGAUGAAUAAACAGACUUCAGGAGCUGUUCAUGGGAAGACCCCUAUGCUGAUGGCCAAUAAUGAUGUCUUCACGAUAGGGCCUUAUCGAACAAGGAAGGAUAGACUAAGAAUUUCCGUACUUAAGAAAUAUGAAAUCAUAGGUUAUAUUGCUGCUGGGACAUAUGGUAAAGUCUAUAAGGCUAAAAGUUUGAUGCCAACUACCCCUUCAUCAGGAACAACAACAAUUUUACCAAUCGAAAACUCAUCGUUGAGCAGUAGUGAAAACAGCUCGGGUAGUAGGUCUAAUAAUAAACAAGAUUCUAAUACAUCAAAACUUGGUACUGACAAGAAGUUUUCAAGGGACAUAAAUGAUGAUAGCCUUAAGAGUGCAAGCGCUAAUAGUAUAACCGCAUCUCUUUCUGCCAAUAGUACCCAUAUUAUUAACAGUUCCAGAAAUGAUCCCAAUUUAGCAAAAAAUAGCUUGAACAGUAAGGAACGCAAUGAUCUAAAUCAAAGAAAUCAUAUAACUGAUAAUUUGAAUAAUAACAUGAUAGGGGACAGCCAUAACAGCACAGAUCAUGCCAUUACUAACUUGCAUUCACCUUCGAAGAAGAAGAACAUACCAAUUUAUUAUGCUAUUAAAAAAUUUAAAACAGAAAAGGAAGGUGUAGAACAACUUCAUUAUACAGGUAUAUCACAGAGUGCAUGUAGAGAAAUGGCUUUAUGCAGAGAAUUGACUAAUGUACAUUUAACGAGACUGACUGAGAUAUUUCUGGAAAGAAAGAGUAUUUAUUUAGUGUAUGAGUAUGCUGAACAUGAUUUGUUACAAAUCAUUCAUUACCAUUCUCACCCAGAGAAAAGAAUGAUUCCUGCAAGAAUGGUACGGUCUAUAAUGUGGCAGAUAUUGGAUGGUGUUUCUUAUUUACAUCAGAAUUGGAUACUUCACAGAGAUCUUAAACCUGCAAAUAUUAUGGUUACAGUAGAUGGUUGUGUUAAAAUUGGUGAUUUAGGUUUAGCAAGAAAAUUUUCUAACAUGUUACAGACCUUAUAUACAGGUGAUAAGGUUGUUGUUACAAUAUGGUAUAGAGCCCCUGAAUUGUUACUUGGUGCUCGCCAUUACACACCAUCUAUUGAUGUAUGGGCAGUUGGUUGUAUCUUUGCUGAAUUAAUUGGUCUUCAACCAAUUUUUAAAGGUGAAGAAACAAAAAUGGAUUCAAAAAAGACAGUUCCAUUUCAAUCGAAUCAACUUCAAAGGAUUCUAGAAGUCCUCGGGACGCCGACCCCAAAGACAUGGUCCAACUUACAUAAAUAUCCAGAGUAUGAACAAUUUUUAAAGUUUCCCAAGUUCAGGAAUAAUCUACCUGCAUGGUACCACUCUACAAGUGGCAGAGAUAAGCAUGUAUUGGAUUUAUUAUACAAAUUAUUAGAGUACGACCCAAUUAAAAGAAUCGAUGCCAUUGAUGCGCUAGAUCAUAAUUAUUUUGCAAACGGAGAUUAUCCUGUUUGUGAAAACGUCUUUGAAGGUUUGAAUUAUAAAUACCCUGCAAGAAGAAUUCACACCAAUGACAGUGAUAUAAUGGAUCUAGGUAUACAUAGGAGUAAAAAUUUGAAUCCACAACAACAAGCGGUGGUGAACAACUCUGCGGCUAAUACCUUAGGUGGCCUUGGUGUAAAUAGAAGAAUAUUAGCAGCUGCGGCAGCAGCUGCGGCUGCCGUCACGGGGAAUAAUUCCCAGGGCAAUUCUCGAAACCAGGAGCCAACUAGGAAGAAGAGGCGGUAA
This is a messenger RNA of Maudiozyma saulgeensis, 1935 nucleotides long. The record is from the annotation of a GenBank genome assembly. Lineage: Eukaryota; Fungi; Ascomycota; Saccharomycetes; Saccharomycetales; Saccharomycetaceae.